AACUCAACUCGUUUGUUUUAGCUUUGCUAGAUUGAUAGGCAGAGUGUGAGUUAAGAUGGGGACAAGAGAGGUGUACGAACAGAAGCUGAAGAGUGGGAAUCUGCACCAUGAUCCUACCAUAAAACCGGGCCUCGGCACCCCUCGCUGCCCACGUUGUCUCUCUCUCCUUGACCAUGAAUCGGGAAAGGGUGAAUGGACUAUCACUCCUGUUCUUCAUGAUGCCACUGCUGUUGUUGGCUCAGGUAUUGGUGGAAUGCUUAGUGCAAUUCAUUGCUGCAAUACAGGGAUCCCGUACCUUCAGAAUCGCUUAAAAGGCCCAAAGUGGCUUCCUUUCUUAGUUGGGCUUCCUCCGCUGCUACUGUUUUCGGGUGCCAGUGCUGCAUUUGGAGGUUAUGCACUUCCAAAGUUUGCUCAACUCACAGUGACUUCGUAUUAUGCCACCUCGAGUGCCUCACAUUAUGGAAUUUCGCUUCUUACUCGACACGUUGAAAAGACACAUACUUCCCGCUCUCAGUAAGAAAGACUCGGAUGAUUUCUUGCAGGUGCACAUAUUAAAGAUUCUACUACAAUUUUGUACCUGAUGUUAUAUAUAUGCUUACUGUUCUUCUUCACUUAUUCCAAUAUAGCUUUUUGAACAACAUUAUUUUGACGAAUGAUUAUAGUAUCUCAAGAUGAUUUUACCCUAGUGCCUGCAAUUUUCAUUAUUAUGU
Argentina anserina (silverweed cinquefoil) is the source of this 710-nucleotide messenger RNA. RefSeq lists its product as uncharacterized. The record is from RefSeq and is a predicted model, not a curated record. The transcript is spliced from 7 exons. Lineage: Eukaryota; Viridiplantae; Streptophyta; Magnoliopsida; Rosales; Rosaceae. The coding region runs from base 56 to 517 and encodes 153 amino acids.